AUGGAGUCGGCAAACCACGCGGUCUUUGAUACCGCCUCCUUAGGUAGUGGUGGGGCACGUUUAGAUCUCAGCGGCCAGGCCCUCGAUGCAACCGUCUGUGCCUUGGACCGAGCUUUUGCCGGCCAAGCCUUUUACUCGGGCUUUGUUACUUCCGCGAUUGGUUAG
Molecule: messenger RNA, 165 nt
Organism: Pyricularia oryzae 70-15
Lineage: Eukaryota; Fungi; Ascomycota; Sordariomycetes; Magnaporthales; Pyriculariaceae
Exons: 2
Coding region: 1-165 (54 amino acids)
Source: RefSeq, a predicted model, not a curated record